Perkinsus marinus ATCC 50983 is the source of this 564-nucleotide messenger RNA. RefSeq names its product coatomer alpha subunit, putative. Gene Ontology annotation, molecular function: protein binding; structural molecule activity. The record is from RefSeq and is a predicted model, not a curated record. Bases 1 to 564 code for a protein of 187 amino acids. Lineage: Eukaryota; Perkinsozoa; Perkinsida; Perkinsidae. Gene Ontology annotation, biological process: vesicle-mediated transport; intracellular protein transport. The transcript has 5 exons. Gene Ontology annotation, cellular component: COPI vesicle coat.
AUGACCCGCGAUAAGGAGGCCUCGUCGUUGCUGCAGCCCCCAGUGCCGUUGACGAGGGCGGCUACCACCAACUGGCCACUCCUUAUGAGCAUGGAGCAAAUCUUUGACAAUAAGUGGGCUGGUGUGGAGGAGGCGGCGGCGGUGGCAGUGGAUGAGGAGGCACAACAGACGACCUUCCUGCCUGGCUUUGAUGAUGAUGAGGAGGAAGGGGGGACUGCACCCAAUGCGGGUGGUGGAUUUGAUGCAUGGGGUGAUGAUGCGCUCGCCUCUACUGAGGAGGAAGUGGACAUUGGCAACGCCUGGGGCUCGGAUGAGGACUUGGGCCUUGGUGAUCUCGAUUUGCCAGCUGGUCCUGAAGUGCAGGCUGUUGACGAUAGUGUGGUGACACCUGGGGAAGGGUAUUCGAGGCGGUGGUUGAGGAAUCGCAAGAUGGUUCCUGACCUCAUCGCUGCUGGGGACUUUGAUGAGGCCUUAGCGACCCUGCAGAGAAGAAUUGGCCUGAUCAAUGCCAUACCGUUGAAGCCACUUUUCGAAGAGGUUUACAGUGCCACUCGCUGCAGGUAG